AAGAAAAUGUGCCAAAGAAGGAAGUCUGCACGUUUUUGCGAUAUAAAAACAACAGAAAAUAUUUCAAGUGGCUGUUAUUAUAACAAAAAUACAUUAUUGUUAGUACUAGUAUAUUAGAACAGACUGACUAUCUUUUAGGUAUAUUAAAAAGGUUUAAUCUCCGACUUCAUACAAAAACCAGCUUUAAUUUGUGACCAUUAUAUUCGGAUGAUUGUUUACUGAACGUCAUGGCAUCAACACAAAGUCUGCUUAACACUGGACCUCAGGAGAAAAGUUAUUUUGUUGUUAAAUGUCGAAACAUUGAAGCUCUGAAAAAGUGCUACAAGACAGGCAAAUGGGCAUGUCGAGACAGAGUGUCCCCACCUCAUCCACGGUGCAUUCUAGCAGGCAGCUUAGAGAAAGGACCUGUUGUUUUAAUAUUCAGUGUUAACAAUUGUCAUGGUUGGCAUGGUUACUGUGACAUGAUUGACUUCCCUGUGAGUGGUGAUACAAAAUCAGAUUCUACCUCAAAAAUUGUUGACAGUGUUGCAGAAGAUGUAAAAAUAUCUCAUUCUAGUGUUAAAAUGAUUGACAGCUCUACAGUUGAUUGUAACAUAUCGUAUUCUUGUGUUGCAAUGAAUGACGGCUUUGCAUAUGGUGGUAGCAAAUCAGACUGUAGUGCAGAAAUGACUGACAGCUCUGCAGCUGGUGGUAACAAAUCGGAUUCUUGUACUGAAAUGAUUGACAGCUCUGUAGGUAGUGGUAACAAAUUGGAUUCUUGUGCUGAAAUGAUUGACAGCUCUAUAGCUGGUGGUAACAAAUCGGAUUCUUGUACUGAAAUGAUUGACAGCUCUGUAGCUGGUGAUGACAAAUCGGAUUCUUGUGCUGAAAUGAUUGACAGCUCUAUAGCUGGUGGUAACAAAUCAGAAAUUGGGAUUGCAAUGAUUGAUAGCUUUGCAUAUGGUGAUAACAGUCCAGAUUCUGGUUCAGAAAGUAAAAACAGUGUGAUAACUAAAAAUAUUAAUGAAGACCAUUUAAAGACCAAUGCCAGUAACAUACCUGAAAAACGACUGGAGGAGACUGAAUGGCAUUACUUCAAUGUCAAGUGGAAGACGAUUUAUUUAAAGGAAUUUGGAGAACAGUGCUUACCUUCAAGUGCAACUGAAAGUUUUUCUGUUUCAGACAGUCUUAAAGUAAACAAAGCACGCAACUGGCAAGAGUUACCAGAGGAGAUUGGUAAACGAAUGUGUGAAAUGAUAGACAAUCAUUACUCAGAACUGAAACAGAAAUCACAAGCAAAACUUGAUGCACAGACAUCCAAACGACCAACAGCAUUUUUAACAUCAGACAUUAACGAGAGCAACCAAUCAGAUUGGCAGAAAAUUGUGGACAAGAUUGAAGUUGAACUUGGGAGAGUGCAUCUUGCUUGUCCUUUUGGAAGUCAAAGAUACAACCUGCAUCGUCCAGAUAGUGAUGUUGAUGUAUUUAUCAUCUACCAAGCAAGUACCAAAGACAUCCUUGGAUUGAACCCACCAAAGCAAACUAUCAAGAACAGUGAUAGAGAAGGCUGUGACUACACGAUUCUAGAGCUGCAUCGGUACUGCGAUCUGUUGGCAGGUGGGGAUCCCCGUUGUGUGGAGACUUUAUUCCUGCACGAGUCCACUAUUGUCAAGUGCUCCCAGGAAUGGAGGAAACUCCAAGAAAAGUCUCAUACUUUUCUUACAAGGCAGUGUUUGGACAAAUACCUUCGUGAUGGUCUUGGAUCAAAUGGUGUAAAACAGUUGUUGCGAUGGAAACAGGAACAUUCAGAGAGAAAAGAAUUACCAGCAAAGAUUUAUAAGCUAGUCUAUGUCAUAAUCAGACUUCUCCAAAAUGCAAGGGACAUUACACAAGGUGGGCCUCUUAAAGUGUAUCGGGGAGUCGAUACAGAAGAGCAUGAAAUACUGAUGUCAGUACGGCAUGGUCAAAAGGCAUUUGAUGAUAUGUGGCUCAUUGUAAAGAGUCUUCUGGAUGAAGUGGAACAACAGAAAGAUAAUGUUAUCACAGACACCACGGAAGCAAAGAAUAUUGCAGAAAACUGGCUUCUCCAACAAAGAUAUUAUGAUUUCAGCUUACAUUCAUGUCUACUUUCGGAUGAUCCAGUAAAAUGAAAAUUCAUGUCUACCUUUUUAUAUGGGUGGUAUUAUUGUAUGGCGCUGUCCAUCCAUCCGUAAACGUUUUGUUUCCGGAGCAUAUCUUGGGAUGGUGGUGUGUCUCAUACCAUAACUAGGUCACCGCGACCUACCAUACUUUUCAUGCUUUACUGCACAUUAAAGAAAAUCCAUGUCUGGGACAAAUCUUCCGUAUUAAUUCAUAUAGGAUCAUCAAACUUUGCAUGCAUAUCAUAACUAGGUCACAGCAACCUAUAUUUCAUUCAUUAGGCAAAUUAAAGAAAAUCCUUGUCUGGGCCAUAUCUUCCUUAAUUCAUAUAGGAUCAUAAAACCUCGCAUUUAAGUACAACUUGGGAUGGCGAUGUGUUGAAUACAAUAAGUAGGUCACCACGACCUACUUUUGACAGGUAUACCAUGAACCUCACCAGUACUCCUGUUAUCGUAUUUAAGCUACUGUGUUAUUAAUCAUUCAUUUAUUUUCCAAAGGGAUCCGAUAAUGAAGAAUAAUACAAUAACUAUGCUUAUGGGUGUAUACUACCAAAUCAAAUCCCAUAGACGACAAUAGUAACAUAUGUGGCUAAAACUCCUACCUGCAACGUAUCAACCGACAUAAACGCCACGGAUAUAAAUACUAC
Molecule: messenger RNA, 2764 nt
Organism: Gigantopelta aegis
Lineage: Eukaryota; Metazoa; Mollusca; Gastropoda; Neomphalida; Peltospiridae
Exons: 7
Coding region: 228-2129 (633 amino acids)
Molecular function (GO): RNA binding
Source: RefSeq, a predicted model, not a curated record